Messenger RNA from Lolium rigidum, 2702 nucleotides. Its product is annotated as receptor kinase-like protein Xa21. NCBI's taxonomy places the organism in Eukaryota, Viridiplantae, Streptophyta, Magnoliopsida, Poales, Poaceae. Gene Ontology annotation, molecular function: protein kinase activity; protein binding; ATP binding. The record is from RefSeq and is a predicted model, not a curated record. Gene Ontology annotation, biological process: protein phosphorylation. Bases 46 to 2586 code for a protein of 846 amino acids. The transcript has 2 exons.
GGUCUAUCAGGUCAUAUACCUACUAAUACUAGCUUUAGUCUCCCCAUGUUGCAAAUACUAGAUAUAUAUAACAACAAAUUCGAGGGUCAAAUUCCAUUGGGUCUUGCAGCAUGCCAGCAUCUUCGGAUACUUAGCAUCGCGAAAAAUCUAUUUGUGGACAUGGUCCCGACAUGGCUGGCUAAACUACCACAACUCACAUGGAUUUCUAUAGGUGACAAUGACCUCGUUGGCCCGAUCCCAGCUGUGCUCGGCAAUCUUACCAUGCUCAGUACACUUGAUAUUUCAUUUUCCAACCUAAGCGGGGAGAUUCCGGAGGAAUUGGGAAAACUGAUGCAACUCACAUAUCUGCACCUUGCAGAAAAUCAACUAACAGGUCCCUUUCCUGGUUUUCUUGGAAAUUUAUCAAAAUUGUCUUAUGUAAUGUUACUAUCGAAUCAGCUGGCUGGACUAGUACCAUCGACACUUGGAAAUAAUAGACUUCUUACAUACCUUGAUAUUCGAGAUAAUCAUCUUCAUGGGGAUCUUAGUUUCUUGGCCAGCCUUUGUAAAUGUCGGCAACUCCAAGUCCUUGGCAUAUCAAAUAAUUCAUUCUCUGGGAGCAUCCCCAGCUACUUUGGUAACCUCUCAACUAACCUACUAGAAUUUGAAGCAAAUAACAACAAUUUGGUUGGUGGGCUUCCAACAACAAUAUCAAAUCUUAGUGGUCUUCUUCUGAUAAGCAUUUCCAACAACCAUCUAACCAAAGAAAUACCAGAAUCCAUCUCUAAGUUGGAGAAUCCCCAGGCACUUGUUCUAUCUGGAAAUAGCAUCAUCGGCCCAAUCCCUGAACAAUUUGGUAUGCUAGAGAGUAUUAUAGGGUUAGAGCUUCCAUACAAUAGAUUAUCUGGCUCCAUACCAGAUGGCAUGAGCAACCUCACCAAGUUAGAGUACAUUGUAUUAUCUUAUAACCAUCUAUCUUCGACCAUACCACCAACCAUGUUUUCUAGUAGUAACCUUAUCCAAUUAGAUAUGUCCCAUAACUCCCUAACCGGUACAUUGCCUUCUGAUCUCGGUCAUAUGCAAAGUAUGGACCAAAUAGAUCUUUCUAGUAACCUCUUGUCUGGUAGCCUCCCAAAUUUAUUUGGACAAAUUGCGAUCCCAUUAAGUUACCUAAAUCUUUCGCACAACUCAUUCCAGGAUUUAGUCCCGGAUUCUUUCGGACGCUUAACCAGCUUGGUAGCAUUGGACCUAUCGUCGAACAAUCUAUCUGGAACGAUACCAAACUUCCUCGCCAACUUCACCUACAUUUCUUAUCUGAACCUCUCCUUUAAUAGGUUAGAAGGGCAAAUACCAAAUGGAGGUGUUUUUGCAAACAUCACCUUGCAAUCUUUGGUUGGGAAUGUUGGGCUAUGUGGUGCUCCUCGUUUAGGACUGUCACCAUGUAUAGACAAGUCUCAACCGACUUCUCGUCGACACAUCCUCAAGUUUAUACUCCCAGCUGUCUUCAUUGGAACUGGUGGGUUUGUAGCUUUCUUGUACCUAAUGAUCAAGAAGAAAAAUAAGAAGCAGCCAUAUGUUACGGCUUCUACUAGCAUGACUGGUCUGAUCAGCCAUAGGUUAGUAUCAUACCACGAGAUUGCUCGUGCCACUGAAAAUUUCAACGAGGACAAACUACUUGGAGCUGGAAGUUUUGGAAAAGUUUUCAAGGGCCAGCUAGAUGAUGGUUUGGUGGUUGCGAUAAAGGUGCUCAAUAUGCAAGUCGAGCAGGCCAUGAGGAGCUUUGACGCUGAAUGUCAAGUGCUGCGGAUGGCUCGGCAUCGCAACCUGAUACAGAUAUUGAAUACCUGUUCCAACCUGGAUUUCAGGGCAUUGCUGCUUCAGUACAUGCCCAAUGGUAGCUUGGAGGCACGCUUGCACACUGAAAAUAGGGAACCGCUAGGAUUCAUCCAGAGAUUGGACAUUAUGCUUGGAGUGUCAGAGGCAAUGGAUUAUCUGCACCAUCACCACUGUCAAGUUGUCCUACACUGCGACCUGAAGCCUAGCAAUGUGCUUUUUGAUGAGGACAUGACGGCCCAUGUUGCUGACUUUGGCAUUGCAAAGUUGCUUCUUGGCCAUGAGAACUCCAUGGUUUCAGCAAGUAUGCCCGGGACAAUUGGGUACAUGGCCCCAGAGCUUGCAUUCAUGGGAAGGGCGUCGCGAAAGAGUGACGUGUUCAGCUUUGGGAUCAUGCUGCUUGAAGUCUUCACAGGGAAGAGGCCCACAGAUCCUAUGUUCAUCGGGGAAUCCAGCCUUAGGCAGUACAUUUUGCAAGCAUUUCCAGCAAAGCUAACUGAUGUUUUAGAUGAGAAGCUACAUCAGGGUGAAGAAAUGAGCCAAGUCUUUCAUCACCAAACAAUUACUACUUCGCCGUCGUCAUCCUCCAUUGCCCACAAUGGCAACUUUCUCGUGUCGACAUUUGAGAUGGGUUUGGAGUGUUCCAGCGGUUCUCCAGACCAGAGGCCGAGCAUUGACGACGUGGUGAGGAGGCUGAAGAACAUCAAGAAGGAAUACUCUUGCUUUCAUGGUAGCAACUCAAAGAAGCGUGCAGCAACAACAUUGAUAUUGUAAUGUGCAGUGCCAUGUAUUGCUGCUUCUUCCACUUCGACUCCGGCCGUAAGAAUCCUGCUGAUCACGGAUGGCUGAACAUGUUGUUUCUUUAGUUCUUCUAGUUUGGAGUUUAUGUU